AUGAGCUCUGGUUUGAUAAUCGCCGUGCAUGAAGAAUUUAGUUCUGUUGGCAAGGAUCAGUAUCGAAGUUGGUUCAUGAGAAGUUCGAAUCAAAAUUUCAGCUUACCCAUCAGCGCCUUCCGGUCGACCUUUGAGAUUGCGAAACUCGAUGAUGGCACAGAGGACAUCACGUUUACUUUGAAGGUCUUUCAGGUAGAAAAGUUCGAUAUCGCGAUAGCAGACCGAGUCCGGAAGAUGUUUCAAGGAAAUGUGCUUUGGAAGAUCACUCUGGAAGGUGUCAUCCCGUUUGCGUUUGCCCAAAACUGGAUUGCCAGGCGACGAGGUGUCUUGAGGAAGCAAGACGCCAGGUCGCGUGCCUGUAAUGGCGGACCAGAGCUGGACUGUAGCAAACUGAACAAUCAUGCUCCCGUGACGAAAGAAUCUCGAAUGGACCCAGUGAUGCCGGUAAAUCACACCAAAAGCAUCCACAUCUAG
Penicillium argentinense is the source of this 474-nucleotide messenger RNA. RefSeq lists its product as uncharacterized. Bases 1 to 474 code for a protein of 157 amino acids. NCBI's taxonomy places the organism in Eukaryota, Fungi, Ascomycota, Eurotiomycetes, Eurotiales, Aspergillaceae. The transcript is spliced from 2 exons. The record is from RefSeq and is a predicted model, not a curated record.